AUGCUUCGAACCAUCACUACACUCUCUAGAUUCCACACGUCUUACUCCCUCCCACCCGGAUAUAUCCAGCCCCGGCCUAAUCCACAGGAUGAGAUAGUAAUCUCGAUGUCAUCAGGAGUAGACUCUUCAGUAUCCGCACUAUUAUACUCACAGAAGUACGAACAUGUCCGAGGAAUCUUCAUGGCCAAUUGGUCAUCUUCUGCAGAUGGUCAUGUAGGUUCGGCUUGUAACAGGGAUGAUGGCCAGAAGGGGAAGAAUUCUAGUUGCAGCGUGGAUCAGGACUGGGAUGAAGUACAGGCGACCUGCUCGCAGCUUCGCAUUCCAUGCGAACGGGUCAACUUUGAGAAGGAAUAUUGGACGGAUGUAUUUGAGCCAAUGUUGGAGAUGUAUUCCAAAGGGUUGACCCCAAAUCCCGACGUUGGAUGUAAUAAGUACAUCAAGUUCGGCAAGAUGAUUGAGCAUCUACAGAGUUAUUAUGAGAGAAGACAGCUGCUCUCGUCCAGUAAAUGGUGGCUGGUCACAGGUCAUUAUGCCCGGGUUCUUCAGAAGGAAAGUACAGGGGAAUUUCAACUCUUUAGAGCAGGAUAUAAGCCGAAAGACCAAUCGUACUAUCUUUCUCAGAUACCGGAAUCAGUACUUGGUCGAAUUUUAUUACCUAUGGGUCAUCAUACGAAGCCAGAAGUACGUCGGAUGGCCGGAGAGAAUGGCCUAGUGACUCGAGACAAGCCAGAUUCUCAGGGACUCUGCUUUGUUUCUCCCAGUGUCAAAUUCGACGAUUUUCUAGAUGAAUAUAUAGAGGCCAAUCCCGGAGAUAUCGUCGAUACAAGUGGGAAGAUAUGGGGGAGGCAUCGAGGAUUAUGGCAUGGAACUAUAGGUCAAAGAUCUGGUAUUAGUAUGCCACAAGGAGAUCCAAGAUAUAAGGGAGUCUGGCUAAUUAGUGAUAAAGACAUUGAUAGGAAUAGGAUGAUUAUAUCGAGGAAAGACGAUAGAGAAGCGUUUAUAAAGAGAAGAAUUGAGGUUCAGGACUGGCAUUGGAUGAAUGCAGGUUUGAAGAUUGGGGAAGUGGCCAAGGGGAGGUCACUUAACGCCCAGAUUAGGUCUUUGCAACAGCCCAGUAAAGUCAUCAGAGUUAUACAGAAGCAGCAGAAUCCGGAACAGUUGGUAGUCGAUGUGGAAGAUGGGAUAUUUGGCGUUGCUCCGGGUCAGGACUUGGUACUCUAUGAUGGAGAUAGGGUGUUAGGAUGUGGAAUGAUAAGUGGUCAAGCUCUUGGCUAA
Brettanomyces nanus is the source of this 1275-nucleotide messenger RNA. RefSeq lists its product as uncharacterized. Gene Ontology annotation, molecular function: sulfurtransferase activity. The transcript has a single exon. Gene Ontology annotation, biological process: tRNA wobble position uridine thiolation. NCBI's taxonomy places the organism in Eukaryota, Fungi, Ascomycota, Pichiomycetes, Pichiales, Pichiaceae. Bases 1 to 1275 code for a protein of 424 amino acids. Gene Ontology annotation, cellular component: mitochondrion. The record is from RefSeq and is a predicted model, not a curated record.